AUGGGCCCUUCGCGCUGCGGCCUCUUCGCGCUCCUGCUACUGCUGCAGGUUUCACCGUGGCUCUGUGAGGAGCCGGAGCCGUGCCGUCCGGGCUUUGGCGCCGAGAGCUACACGUUCACAGUUACCCGGCGGCGCUUGGAGAGAGGCCGAGUCCUGGGCAGAGUGAGUUUUGAAGGAUGUACUGGUCGACCAAGGACAGUCUAUUUUUCCGAUGACACCCGAUUCAAAGUGGCCACAGAUGGUGUGGUUACUGUCAGACAGCCUCUACAACUUCAUAAUGCAGAGACCAGCUUUCUUGUCCAUGCCUGGGACUCCACCCACAGAAAGCUCUACACCAAAGUGACACUGAGGGUCACUGGGCACCACCGACACCACCAACAGCAUCAUGACGCUCUCUCUGGACCCCAGACAGAAGUGCUCAUGUUUCCCGACUUCCAUCAUGGGGGUCUCCGAAGACAAAAGAGAGACUGGGUUAUCCCUCCUAUCAGCUGCCCAGAAAAUGAAAAGGGCCCAUUUCCUAAAAACCUGGUUCGGAUCAAAUCUAGCAGGGACAAAGAAAUAGAGGUUUUCUACAGCAUCACUGGUGAAGGAGCUGACAGACCUCCUGUUGGUGUGUUUGUUAUUGAAAGAAAAACAGGAUGGCUGAUGGUGACACAGCCUCUGGAUAGAGAGAAAAUUUCCAAUUAUACUCUCUUGUCUCAUGCCGUGUCUUCGAAUGGAGAUGCAGUGGAAGACCCGAUGGAGAUUGUGAUUACAGUGACAGAUCAGAAUGACAAUAAGCCCAUAUUCACCCAGGAUGUCUUUAAAGGGUCUGUCAUGGAAGGAGCUGUCCCAGGAACCUCAGUGAUGCAGGUCACAGCCACAGAUGCAGAUGAUGAUGUGAACACCUACAACGCUGCCAUUGUUUAUGCCAUUGAAAACCAAAAGCCCACCUUGCCUCACGACAACAUGUUCACCAUCAACCGGGACACAGGAGUCAUUAGUGUGGUCACCACCGGGCUGGAUCGAGAGAGUAUUCCUGAGUACACCUUGGUGGUUAAAGCAACUGACCUUCAAGGUGAAGGCUUAAGCACAUCAGCAACAGCUGUGAUUACAGUCAUGGACGCCAAUGACAACCCUCCCAUCUUCAACCCAACCAUGUAUGACGGUACAGUUCCUGAGAACAAGGCCAAUGCAGAUAUCACCAAGCUCAAAGUGACUGAUGCUGAUGUCCCCGACACCCCAGCGUGGAAGGCCAAAUACAACAUAUUAAAUGAUGAUGAGAAGCAAUUUGUUGUCAUCACAGAUUCAGUAACGAAUGAAGGCAUUUUGAAAACAGCUAAGGGCUUAGAUUUUGAGGCCAAGCAGCAGUACGUUCUAUAUGUGACAGUGGAGAAUGUGGUCCCCUUUGUGGUCAGUCUUCCCACCUCCACAGCCACAGUGACUGUGGACGUAAUAGAUGUGAAUGAAGCCCCCAUCUUCAUGCCUCCUGUCAAGACAGUGGAAGUACCGGAAGACUUUGGCGUCGGCCAGGAAAUCACGUCCUACACUGCCCAGGAUCCAGACAGGUUUAUGCAACAGAAGAUAACGUAUCGGAUUUGGAGGGAUACUGCCAACUGGCUGGAGAUUAAUCCAGACACUGGGGCCAUUUCCACUCGGGCCGAGUUAGACAGAGAAGACUUGGAGCAUGUGAAGAACAGCACAUACACAGCCCUCAUUAUUGCUACUGACAGUGAUUCUCUCCCUGCUACUGGUACUGGAACCUUUAUUCUGAUCCUCUCUGAUGUGAAUGACAAUGCCCCCAUACCAGAACCUCGAAGUAUGGAAUUCUGCCAGGUAGAUCCACAGCCUCAUACCAUACACAUCAUUGAUCCAGAUCUUCCCCCCAAUACUUCUCCCUUCACAGCAGAGCUGACGCAUGGGGCAAGUGUCAACUGGUCCAUCCAGUACACAGAUGCAGCCCGAGAUUCUUUUCUUUUGAUGCCAAAGGUUGGUUUAGAACUGGGUGACUACAAAAUAAAUCUCAAGCUCACAGAUAACCAGAAUAAAGACCAAGUGACCACGUUAGAGGUCUUUAUGUGUGACUGCGAAGGCACCAUCAACACCUGUAAGAGGAAUAUGCCAGCUCCCAACACAGAAUUGCAAGUUUCUGCUGUUCUGGGAAUUCUUGGAGGAAUCCUUGCUUUGCUAAUCCUGACUCUGCUGCUUCUGCUGUUUCUUCGGAGGAGACGAGUGGUCAAGGAGCCCUUACUGCCCCCUGAAGAUGACACUCGGGACAACGUUUAUUACUAUGAUGAAGAAGGAGGUGGAGAAGAGGACCAGGACUUUGACUUGAGCCAGUUGCACAGGGGCCUGGAUGCUCGACCUGAAGUGAUUCGCAAUGAUGUGGCACCAAGCCUCAUGAGUAUGCCCCAGUAUCGUCCCCGCCCCGCCAAUCCUGAUGAAAUUGGAAAUUUUAUUGAUGAAAACCUGAAGGCGGCUGAUAGCGACCCCACUGCUCCCCCUUAUGACUCUCUGCUCGUGUUUGACUAUGAAGGAAGUGGUUCUGAAGCUGCUAGUCUGAGCUCUCUGAACUCCUCGGAGUCAGACCAAGACCAAGACUAUGACUACUUGAAUGAAUGGGGCAAUCGCUUCAAGAAGCUGGCAGAUAUGUAUGGAGGCGGCGAGGAUGACUAGGGGACUCAAGAAAG
Molecule: messenger RNA, 2669 nt
Organism: Trichechus manatus latirostris (Florida manatee)
Lineage: Eukaryota; Metazoa; Chordata; Mammalia; Sirenia; Trichechidae
Gene: CDH1
Product: cadherin 1
Exons: 16
Coding region: 1-2655 (884 amino acids)
Biological process (GO): homophilic cell-cell adhesion; multicellular organism development; calcium-dependent cell-cell adhesion
Cellular component (GO): adherens junction; plasma membrane; flotillin complex
Molecular function (GO): calcium ion binding; cadherin binding
Source: RefSeq, a predicted model, not a curated record